Molecule: messenger RNA, 354 nt
Organism: Triticum turgidum subsp. durum (durum wheat)
Lineage: Eukaryota; Viridiplantae; Streptophyta; Magnoliopsida; Poales; Poaceae
Source: the annotation of a GenBank genome assembly
AUGGACGGGGUCAAUGCUACAGGUGGGGAUGGCAGCUACGGGGAGGAAUCGAACGGGAAAUAUGGGGCUUUUGAUGUGGUGCUCACUGUGAGGUCGUGCGGACGGCUCGUGGACGUCGGGGUGGACGAACGGCAGCGGAUUGACAAAGAACGCCGACGGGUAGAGGUUGAAGAAGGCGGUCGAUCCCGGGCAUGGAGGCGUCCUUGCUUGACCUGGGCCUUAGAGAUGACGUGGUCGACGACGGGGAAGCGGACGAGCAAGUUCCUAGGGCGCGGGGAGCUCGGUGUGCGUAAGGACGAUGAGAACCAUGGCGGCGGUGGCUCUAUUGCGCACGGGAGGGAGGAGGGCAAGUGA